UAUCAAGGAUUCAUCAUGUUAUCAAGCAUACAGCAAUUCUUUAAGCGUCACCAGCGUAAAUUUAUAAUUGGAAGUGCCAUUUUUGGUGGUAUUGUCCUUAUAACGCGUUAUACCCAGUAUAGGAUUCGUGAAUGGCAACAAAGAGAGAUAAGAGCGAUAUUGGAAAGGGCGAAGAAACAACAACACUUUGAGCAUUUGGAGAAAACAUGUGAUCAAAUGACAAAGAGUCUUGCCUUAAACAUAAGGAAUACUAUAAUCAAGGAACUUGACGGACAGACUAUUAUAAAUCAACUCAAACAUGGCUCUGCAAAUAAGAUUGCAUUGUGGAAUGAGCUGAAAGUUAUAGCUGUUACACGGUCGGCUGUAAUAAUUUAUGCAUACACGAUGCUAGUUACAUUUCUUAGAAUUCAAAUUAAUGUAAUCAGCGGAUACAUGUACCAGAAUCAGAUUGCAGAGAACAACGUUGAGGAAUAUGAUGUACGAGCGAAAUACUUGCAACUUUCUGCUUAUUUUAUACAUGACGGAGUUCAGAAAUUGUGCAACCUUAUGAAAAGUAAGGUCGAACAAGUCACAUUUGCAAUAUCUUUGGACAACAAGUUAACAUUAAGAGAUUUAGAACAAAUUUACUGGGCGAUCACAUCAUCUAUAUUUGCCGAUAACUUAAACGAUCCUAUUAAGAAUUUUACAAGUUACGCAAUAUCGGCUACGCAACAGGCUAAAAAACUAACUAAUGGAAACAACGAGACGUCCGUGUAUUCAAAUAUAAUUGAUCAGACGUUAGAUCUAUUAGAGAGCGACGAGGUCCAAAAUUUAACGCAAAGAAACAUCAGAAGCGGAUUCGUGUCAUUAAUAGAUCGCAUAUCUGAAUACUUUGACAUUGCUUCCAAAACCAAAAAUGGAAUAUCGUAUUCGGAAACAUCAAGUCAAGACGAUCCGAAUGAAGCCGUGAAUAAUGGGACGAGCGAAUUUUUAGAUAUUAAUAAAAGCACCUUGCCGAUGGCCAAAAUUAUUCCUAUUAUAAUCGGCCAAAUUCCGGAUAAUCCAGUAAUAAGAGACGCAUCGGCGGAUUUACUUGAAUACCUUAUGUCAAAUAAUGAUAUCAAAAUGCUUGGGGCAAAUAUUUACGAAGCAUUCAGUUGUAAGACUUACGCUUAAAUUGCGACAAUUACUUUAAAGGUUUAUGUUAGAAUAUAGCAACUUAUCUUUACAACAUAGGACGAAUCGUGUAUGAGGGAAAGUAAUAAUUUGUGUAAAUAAAAUAUUCUCAUUUCAAGUUGGGACUCGCGAAGAAAAACUCAAGAUAAAAAAUAAAUUUACAGACUGUAUCAAUAUAUGAUUUCACUUUUUUCAUAUAUAAAUUGGUUCUGAUCGUUGUGCAUAUAAAAAUAUUGACAAAAAAUAGAUAGGAAGUAUUUUCCUUCGAUUGAAAUUAUAUUUUUGAUUGAAAUAUCAUAAAAUAUCAUUGUGAAUAUUUUAUUUUAAAUUUCCACAAUCUCGUCUUAAUAUUUUCAUGUGCAGAAUACGAAAGGAAUCGUAUCUUUUAAUAUUUCUGUUUUUUUAUACAUUUGCACUAGUGUAUAAACCGCAAGUACAUAUUGAGGAUUCUGUAUAUUAAAAUUCUGUUUUUAUUUUAGAUGAGUUUAAGAAUUAAAAUUAUCAUUAAAUAUGUCCAACUAAGUAUAACAUUAUAUAGUUAUCACAAUUUGAUAAACAUAAGUGGCAAAUAAAAUAAUACUUAAUAACGA
Messenger RNA from Dinoponera quadriceps, 1745 nucleotides. It is a transcript of the gene Pex3, whose product is annotated as peroxisomal biogenesis factor 3. Lineage: Eukaryota; Metazoa; Arthropoda; Insecta; Hymenoptera; Formicidae. Bases 16 to 1155 code for a protein of 379 amino acids. Gene Ontology annotation, molecular function: protein-macromolecule adaptor activity. Gene Ontology annotation, biological process: protein import into peroxisome membrane. The record is from RefSeq and is a predicted model, not a curated record. Gene Ontology annotation, cellular component: peroxisomal membrane. The transcript has a single exon.